CUCCCCGCGCCGGCGCUGCCCGCCCUGGGCCUGCUGUCACAGGUGCGCCAGAACUACCACCUCAGCUGCGAGGUCGCCGUCAACAUCAACGUCAACCUGGAGGUCCAUGCCUCCUAUGUGUACCUGUCCAUGGCCUUCUACUUCAACCGGGACGACGUGGCCCUGGAGAGCUUCAGCCGCUAUUUCUUGCGCCAGUGGCACGAGAAGAGGGAGCACGCCCAGGAGCUGCUGAGGCUGCAGAACCUGCGCGGUGGCCGCAUCUACCUUCGCGACAUCAGGAAGCCAGAGUGCCAAGGCUGGGAGAGCGGGCUCAAGGCCAUGGAGUGCGCCUUCCACCUGGAGAAGAACGUCAACCAGAGCCUCCUGGAGCUGCACCAGCUGGCCAAGGAGAACGGCGACCCCCAGCUCUGCGACUUCCUGGAGAACCACCUCCUGAACCAGCAGGCCAAGACCAUCAAAGAGCUGGGUGGCUACCUGAGCAAUCUGCGCAAGAUGGGGGCCCCGGAAGCAGGCCUGGCAGAGAACCUCUUUGACAAGCUCACCCUCGGCCGCAGCCAGAAACACACCUGA
Molecule: messenger RNA, 570 nt
Organism: Symphalangus syndactylus (siamang)
Lineage: Eukaryota; Metazoa; Chordata; Mammalia; Primates; Hylobatidae
Product: ferritin heavy polypeptide-like 17
Biological process (GO): intracellular iron ion homeostasis; iron ion transport
Cellular component (GO): cytoplasm
Molecular function (GO): ferric iron binding; ferrous iron binding
Source: RefSeq, a predicted model, not a curated record